CUGCAGCCUCUCAGCGAAGAAAGCUGGUCAAAUCCAGUGCGACUUUGGGUUCAGUUCGGUUUCACACUCGGACGCGAGCAGAAGUGUCCGCGAAUCAGUCUCAAAAACAUCUAUAACCAAAGCCCAAAGAACACACACACACACAGUCUGGAAAAUAGAUCGUCAAGUGCCUCAUAACUAUAUUUUUUUUGCGAGUGUGGUGUUGCAAGUGCCGAAAAAUCGAAAAAAAAAAAAAAAUUAAACGAAUCUCGAUCGCCAAUUUGGAUUAACUCACACGGACGAAACACGAAAAAUCAUCGGGGAUUCCGCGAGGAUCCUGGCCGACUUUACUUUUCAUCUAUAAUGCGGUUUGGUUGGCAGUGCGCUGCGACCAGAGCUAAAGGCAGCACCACGGCACCACCAGGCAACGCAAACGGAAACGGAAAGGGUAACGGAAGGGGGAACGCAAUCGCCAGCGGAAGUGAAAGCGUCUACCAUGCGAUGGCUCCUGCCCGUCCGCUGCUCCUGCUCCUGCUCGCCCACCUCCUCCUCCUCCUGCCCCACUUGGCGCAUGGAAGGAGCACCACCAGCAGUGGUGGCCUCACCGUGAUCACCACCGCCAGUACCGCCAUUACCGCCAGUAUCGCCACCACCUCCAGCCACUCCACGCAGCCCCAAGCAAUCGCGGCCAUUUCAAGUCCGCGCAAGCGCCACCGGAAGCGGAACAGCAAUUGGAUCGACUAUCGUAACUUUGAUGAGAACACCACGGCCCUCGAAUGGGCCAAUCCCUGCGGGGGCAACUACCAUCCAUCGGCGGGGGAUCGAUUCAAUCGCCAGCGUCCCAGGCAGAGCUUCAAUCAGCUGAAGCGACACGCCUUCCGGGAGUACCGCAGCUUAAACAGCAGCCAGGAUUCGGCCAUCGACAUCCGCAACAUGACCAUGUGGUCGCUACACACGCACAACUACAAGUUCCUGCCCAAGCUCAAGCCCAAUUCCACGAUUGCCCUGAAGCGCUGGUACCGCAACAUGCAAACGUACGUGGCCAGCUUCGCGUAUCUGCGGCGGCAGCAGAUCCGCUGGGACCAGCGGUCUAUCACCCGCGAGUCGAGUACCGCCCGCGAGCUGCGCGAGCUGCUUUUGAGCUCGCGGCGCAUUCUUUGCGAACUGGAGACGGCCGUCAACCAGACGCAGAGUCCGCGCCAGAAGCAGCGGCGCAGUGGUGGAGCGGCGGCUACGGCGGCGGCAGCGGUGGUGGUGGUGACCUCAACUCCGCCGGUGGUGGCUCAUCUGCCGCAGAUCUCGCGCCUCGAGAUGAACAAGCGUUUGAAGCUGCGCUCCAAGGCGGGUGGUGCAUCCGCUUUGGCUGCUUCCAUGGGCGAGGCGGACUCCAUUGACAUGCGGUUCGUGAAGCACCACUACUACGACUUCCUGCGCACCAUGUACCAGCUGCUGCGGCGCGAUGGCAAGCGCGUUAAGAGUCGUCCGCGGAAGCAGCACAAGAGCAGGAACAAGAAGUCCAAGAAGCAGCAGAGGAAGCAGGAGCUGGCGGAGCAAUUGGCAGAGCAGCGCUGGCGGAGCUCGACCAUGAACGGCAAGGAGUUCAACGAGGUGUCCAAGCCAGGUGCAGUUGGUAUGGGAAUGGGUAUCCAAUCUCCAGCUGGCAGACGCGGCAAGCGACAGUCGAAACGCGUGCGGCGCACGUGAAAUUCGGGUUACAACAAAAACCUGCCUCCUCCCCCUGCCCCCUCUCAUCAUAUAUAUACCCCUGUCCUGCCCCCCUUCCUUAACAAAAACGUCCCGCCCCCCCCCCUCUUAAUUUAACCGUUUAUCGAUCUAUCGUAGCAUAAGUAAAUUAUUUGAUUGCCAGCACAGACUAUUUUCCCGAUUUUAUUGAGAGUAUUACAGACACACAUUCCGUAUUUAUUGAAGCUGACGACAGAGGAGCCUAGUUAUAGCGAACCCCUGUAAAACCCGCAAAUGCAGUUGCCGUUCUAGUCACAUAAGAGCAACCGCCAACCCACUGGAAAGUAUUAUUACCACCCAUUACCCCCCCAGCCACCCCAUUGAAUACUAUGUGACCCCCCUAAUUAGUUAAGCCAUCCUCUGUAUUAAGACUAGAUCCUAAGGCACACACUCUUUUUUUUCGUAGGCUAACUUGUGUUUGACAUCUGUGAUAUAGUGCUUGACUAGUUCGUAUUUAACCUAAUUGUAUAUAUAGCUUGGGGCUACUGCAUCCAUGCUUUCCUAGGCCUAAGCUUGCCCUUAGAAAUCGAUUUUCGUAUUUAUAGAACCGACCGAUAUAUGACUAAGACAGCAGCGAAAUAAAGCG
Messenger RNA from Drosophila gunungcola (fruit fly), 2308 nucleotides. RefSeq lists its product as uncharacterized. The coding region runs from base 343 to 1683 and encodes 446 amino acids. Gene Ontology annotation, biological process: cell surface receptor signaling pathway via JAK-STAT; embryonic development via the syncytial blastoderm. NCBI's taxonomy places the organism in Eukaryota, Metazoa, Arthropoda, Insecta, Diptera, Drosophilidae. The record is from RefSeq and is a predicted model, not a curated record. The transcript is spliced from 5 exons.